Messenger RNA from Verticillium nonalfalfae, 645 nucleotides. RefSeq lists its product as uncharacterized. NCBI's taxonomy places the organism in Eukaryota, Fungi, Ascomycota, Sordariomycetes, Glomerellales, Plectosphaerellaceae. The transcript has 4 exons. Bases 1 to 645 code for a protein of 214 amino acids. The record is from RefSeq and is a predicted model, not a curated record.
AUGAAGGUCUCCGCUUUUGUUCUUGCCGUCGUCGCCCAGGUGGCCUCGGCGCACUACUUCUUCGACACCAACAUCAUUAAUGGCAACUCACAGCCCUCAUUCAAGUACGUCCAAACCUUCACCCGCGCCACCAAGUACAACCCCAUCAAAUUCUCAUCCAACCCGGCGGCCGACAUUCGCGAUGGAUCUUUCGCCGAUGGCCCCGGACUGGUCUACAUGUCCCGCGCCCCUGGUGACAACGUGAAGGCCUACGACGGAUCUGGAGACUGGUUCAAGAUCUUCGAGGAAGGAGUCUGCACCUCUAGCAGCGACUUUACCAAGAAAGCUUGGUGCACUUGGGGCAGGAAUUGGAUCGCCGCCAAGGUUCCCAAAAAUACCCCGAACGGAGAGUAUCUCUUCCGCGCUGAGCAUAUUGGCGUUCACCGUUCGCAUAUCAACCAGCCCGAGCACUACGUGUCUUGCGUGCAGAUCAAGGUCGUCAACGGUGGCAACGGCUCGCCCGGCCCCCUCGUCAAGUUUCCGGGCACCUACAACGCCACCGACGCCUAUGCUGACUUCAGCAUCUACGGUGGCCACGAAACCUUCCCGUUCCCCGGCCCGGCUGUCUGGAACGGUGUUAGCGGCGGUAGUCGCAUACGUUGCUGA